AUGUCUGAGGUCAGGGUGAACCUGGGUGAAUCGUGUCCUGCCCCUGUGAGACCCCUGAGUAAUGAGGCUCCCUGGCCAGACCUCCAGAGUCCUCAGCCGGCCGAUCAGCCAUCCUCAGCAGAUGCCAGCCCCUCACCCUGCGCUGAGACAAAUGGCUUGUUGUCUUUACCCUGGGAGAUAAUCACCCACAUCGCCUCGUACCUUCCUGCGCAGUGUGUCACCACUGUGCUGCCAAAGGUCUGCCAGAAAUUGGGUUAUUUGUUAAAGGACACCAGCUCUUGGCAUCUCCGAGCACGUAGAUUAAUAGGAUCCCAAGCUGGCUUUCCAGUGGGGCCAAGGGAGGACUUUGACUGGCCUACUGCUUGUCUGGAGAUGGAGCAGCUGAUAAUCUACUGGAAAGACAGAGCGCAGCCUUUGCCCGGACAGGCCCAACAAGAGGAAGAGGAAAGUCAUCAAGUGAGGCAGCAGCAACAGGCGGGGCAGGACAGGGAACCAGGCGAAGAGGGACAGGAUGGUGGCAGGGAGGCUGAGGCAGAAGGGGCAGGGGUGGCUCUGCAGGAGGCUGCAUAUGGUGCUGGGGAAGAAAUGGAGGUGGUAAUAGAAGAUUGUGAUGGUGAAAUGCAGCGCAUUGAAGGUGAGGACCAACUAGCAAGAUUAAGAGAAGAUAUGAAUGAGAGGGUGGAGAAUAUAGAAGCCCUGAUCGAAGAAGAAAGGGACCACAGGAUGAGGUUCGAUGCUAAUGUGGAAGAUGGUGCUCUUAAUCACCAAGAGAACUUGGCUGACCCUAGGAAUCUGGGAAAUGGAAGACAGGGAGAGAUGGAACAAAGUCAAACCUGCAGAUGUCCCAGCCCACCCUCAGCACUGGAACGCAUCACCAUCCCUACAAACCACAAUGACUCAGUCAACUCUGUUCUCCUUGUCGGGGGAGAGGGGAAGGUUUGUGCCACAGCUUCCAGAGACCGGAAUGUUAAACUGUGGGAUCUACAAGAAGGCUCUACUGGGACGCUGCUGCACACAUUGGGAGGACAGUACGCGUCACACACCCAUCGGGGCUGGGUCUGGUGCCUGGCAUCUCGAGGGUCUCUGCUGGUUUCAGGGGGCUUCGACAGCUCGGUGAGGCUGUGGGACAUGCAGGCAGGUGGAGCAGUGGGGGGCCUAAUCAGAACUGAUUCUGCUGUCCUCUGCCUGUCCUGUCAGACAGAUGUGUUGCUGGCUGGUACAAUGAACAAGAGAAUCACCAUGUGGGACACCAGAGCUGCCAGCCCCGUGGUGAAAAGCCUCUGGCUCCAUGGUGAUGCUGUGAUGUGCCUGGCUGCAGAUGACAACUACAUCAUCUCUGGAAGUACAGACGGGACUGUAGCUGUCUAUGAUCGCAGGGCAGGCAAAGUCUUGAAGAAACUUCAGCUGACUUCUCAUCUGCGGUCCAUGAGCUACAGUGGCAGUGAGGUUUGGGCAGGAGACUGCAGCGGCAUGCUCCGCUCCUUUUCCAUGCAAGCAGGGACCUUAAAAGACAAGUGGUCUAAGUUUGAUGUGGGACACACUGCUAUGGUCACUGGUGUCCACAGAUCUCAUGGGAGCCUCUACACCUGUUCAUCUGAUCGUACUGUCAAGGUACACAUCCCUUGUGCACCUCCGAGGACAUUAUGCACACUGCAUCAUCAAGAUGAAGUGAAUGGGCUGAGUGUGGACGCUGGAGUCUUCGCUGUAGCCACAGGAGAUGUGUGUGUAGAUGUCUGGAGGCCCAGAACAUGA
Molecule: messenger RNA, 1752 nt
Organism: Platichthys flesus (European flounder)
Lineage: Eukaryota; Metazoa; Chordata; Actinopteri; Pleuronectiformes; Pleuronectidae
Product: F-box/WD repeat-containing protein 9-like
Exons: 7
Coding region: 1-1752 (583 amino acids)
Molecular function (GO): protein binding
Source: RefSeq, a predicted model, not a curated record